Messenger RNA from Nematolebias whitei (Rio pearlfish), 2118 nucleotides. RefSeq names its product CXXC finger protein 5a (gene cxxc5a). Gene Ontology annotation, molecular function: methyl-CpG binding; zinc ion binding. Gene Ontology annotation, cellular component: nucleus. Lineage: Eukaryota; Metazoa; Chordata; Actinopteri; Cyprinodontiformes; Rivulidae. The transcript is spliced from 3 exons. Bases 625 to 1461 code for a protein of 278 amino acids. The record is from RefSeq and is a predicted model, not a curated record.
AGAUCAACCUCGGAUGCGCGCGGCUGAAAAAGUCCACUUCGGUUUUUCCGCGAAGCUCCAAAAAUCUAUGAAAUGUGUUUGCAUGUUCCUCUCCGCGAGCGGGGAUGUAGAGGUGGGAUCGCAAAGGAAGCUCGGGGAACCCACGCGCUCUGCCGCGGAGAAAGUGCGCGUCUCCCCCGGAAAAGCAGCUGACAUUCAGCGCGUCGGGCUUCCUGCGGCGCCUGGCACCAUCACACGGCCCCUGAGCGGGACUGUGCUGGAGGAGAAGCAGCUUUUUCUCUGCCCCUGGCUUGUUUUUGUCACCCAGUUCGGCUCGGCAGUCAGGCUGAGGGGGACGGAGGAGGGAGAGAGAGAGGGGGGAGAGAGAGACGGACCGCUCGGACUGUGGGAGCCCUCCCCUCUGCUCGGAUCUGCUUUGUUACCUGAAAACCCAUGGAAGAACGUGGAUGAGGGCUGAGCUGUAGCAGGAGGCAGAAGGCUUCGCUGCCUGUCUGCCAACGGCAGGCUGGUCUGCUGAGGUGAGGCACCGCUCUCACAGGAGCAAAGAACGGACCGAGGAAACGUUCGCUCACCCCUGCCCCCUUUCCACCCUCACCUCCAACCCAGGCACCUACGUUCUGGACCAUGUCUAGCGGGCUGUUGGAGGGAGGCCAGACCAAGGACUUGGAGCGGAGCAGCUGCAAACCGGACUCUCCUGUCACUGAGCGCAGGAAUCGAAGCGGCAUCAUUAGCGAGCCCCUCAGUAAGAGCCUUAAGAACUCCCGUACCCUCUCUCAGUACACAGCCGUCUCCUCUGCCACCACCAAUGGACACACGAACAGCACCGCAACAAAGAGCCACUUGGCCAAACCUCAGCCGCCCCCGCCGGCUCAACCUACUGUCUCCACACUUACGGCAGCCAAGUUGGACCGAACCUUAGAACAGGUUCUGGAGGGACAGAAUGGCCUGCUGCACUUUGCCCAGGCAGCGGCUCUGUUGAAGCGGGCCGGUAUGGAGCACAUGCUUCUGCCUGGGGGCAUGGGAGUAGGAGUUGGUGGUGGAGAUAUGGGCUCGGGGGCUAACGACUUGGAGGGUAGGUCUGUUGCGGACGCCGUAGGUGGUCCGGUGGACUUCCCAUAUGGAGUAGGGGGCGGCUUCCCCUUCAACCCGGGGCUUUUCAUCAUGACGCCGGCUGGAGUCUUUCUGGCGGACAGCGCACUUCACAUGGCCGGCCUGGCCGAAUACCCAGCACAGAGCGAGCUGGCCUCCGCCAUCAACUCCGGUAAAAAGAAACGGAAACGUUGCGGCAUGUGCCCACCGUGCCGACGGCGGAUUAACUGCGAGCAGUGCAGCAGCUGCCGGAACAGAAAAACAGGCCACCAGAUCUGCAAGUUUCGCAAAUGUGAGGAGCUAAAGAAGAAGCCCUCUGCUGCUCUGGAGGUGAUGCUUCCUGCGGGAGCGGCGUUCCGGUGGUUCCAGUAGGACUCUUCCACGGCUCCCUACCCAAAGCUCUGCCAUCAAGUGCAAUGCCAACUCCUGGAUUGUCUCCAGAACAGACACUGGUUCAUAAACAAACUAGCAAUGGAUAAAAAUAUAGGGAAACAAAAAGAAGCAGAAAUGUUCAUAAAAAAACGAACAGUCGGAUAAUGGAUGCACCUACUUACUCCUUGAACCAAAAAUGAAGCGUAAAGAAAAGCAUCUAUGGUAACUUUUCAUUCCCUUUUUGUAUGUUUCCAUUUUGGUACCUUUUUGUCCUGGCAAGGUUUUUCUUUCUUUCUUUCUUUCUUUCUUUCUGUUGCUUAAACACAGAACUGCUCGUCACCAGAAACAGACAUGACAGACUGAGUGUGGACAAUCAACUAAUUUCUGUGUUUGGUGUUAAUGUUGUUCAUGUGUGGAAAGAUACCGUACUCGUGUAGAGAAUGUAAAUUUACAGCUAUAUUUUAAAACUAGUGGCUAAAGGCAAACAUUGUAAUUUCUCACUCGUUAUGUUCCCUAAACCCUUGUCUGUUUUAUGAUUUGUUUGGGGGGGGUUGUUUUGAUUUUUUCAGACGAAUCAGUGGAAGAGAUUUAAAUAGUGACGCUGUCAGUUUGAUACUGAAAUGAAACUGAAUAUUAUUAUUGGGCAGAGCUCCAGAG